AAUCAAAGUCAAAUACAACAAGACUGGAACAAGUGAUCAACCCAAUAUCGAUAAAAUAUGCCGAUAAACUCUACGUCAUUUAGCAAAUCCUUGAGAUUAUUAACCUGCUAAAACUUGUUCUCUUGUAAAGAAAAACUGAGCAUCAUCACAUUAAAAAUGUUAGUAUACAAAGGUUUUUUGUAAGAAUGGCACAACAUAUAGUUUGGCUCUCAAUCUUUUCCUUACUCUUUUUUAUUGACUUGUGUCCCACUGAAAAAUUAGAUGCGAUAUCUAAACGGAUCAAAAGAUGGAACAUUGAAAAUUGGAAUGGAUAUCCAAAUACGCCGAGCAACUUCGGAUACCGAAGUGCUCCGAAUCCCCCGACACGACCAGACUACAACGUGCAUGUCCACAUUCACCAUGAACCGGAGCAAACGUUGUACCAACCACCAAGUCAACAAUAUAAUAAUGAAGAUUAUGAGCGUGGCUUCCAUCAUGGCUUUUAUCAGGGACUGGUAAGUAAAUACAUUUUCCGAAACCGCGGCACGGUUCCGACGUGAACGUGUCGAUAAACU
Messenger RNA from Plutella xylostella (diamondback moth), 554 nucleotides. RefSeq lists its product as uncharacterized. The record is from RefSeq and is a predicted model, not a curated record. Lineage: Eukaryota; Metazoa; Arthropoda; Insecta; Lepidoptera; Plutellidae.